UCUGUCUGCCAGGUUGAGAGGGGAAUGUGAAAGUGAGAAAUUUAACAAGGUAACCGGGAAACAGGACAGCCAGAGCAAUGUCCAAUCCGAUGGAGCUUCAGCAGCCGUAACUUUGUUUGACGGAGGAGAAGACUUUUAUUGCACAAGCUUGUCAAGCUCUGGUUUGUUGAGGCUGUCAGCAGGGGUAAACAGAGAAAAAGAGCUGUGCAGCGUCCAGUCUUUGCAGUGGAGUGUAGAAAGCCUUUGGUGGACGGUACAAUGAGAGAAGAGGUGUCCUGCACCAACUCCCCCGAAGGAGGGCUGGGGGCCAGCGAAGAGGAACUGGAGAGGGGAUCGAAGAAGACCCUCCAACCAGGAAAUCGAAAACGUUCCCCAUAUCCCAAGAAGGACAGCCUCGGCCAGGCAGAGGAGAGCAGCACCGGCAGCCCCAACAGCCUGCUGCCGUCUGGGCCGAAGAGGUUGAAGAAAAGCCCUUCGACCAUCGUAUCGUUGGCCCCCACUUCGCUGGGCCCCAGGCCGGACCAGCCCUUCGAGGACCUCCACUCUCAGCGUGUAAUAGCCAACGUGCGGGAGCGUCAACGCACUCAGUCCCUGAACGAUGCCUUUGCCUCCCUACGCAAGAUAAUCCCCACGCUACCCUCAGACAAGCUGAGCAAGAUCCAGAUCCUGAAGCUGGCCUCGCGCUACAUCGACUUCCUCUACCAGGUGCUGCAGAGUGACGAGAUGGACGCCAAGCUGGCCAGCUGCAACUACCUGGCCCACGAAAGACUCAGCUAUGCCUUCUCCGUCUGGAGGAUGGAGGGGGCCUGGGCCAUGUCCACCAGCCACUAGGACCCCCCUCGAACUUCUCUCCUAAACCCUCUCGUGUCCACAUCUCCACCCCACUGCCUCUGUCUGUGUUUGCGCCCAUUUCCUGACCUCUGAACCUCUGAAUUCAUGCCCUUUGGUCUGAUCUUAACCUUUUCAUCUCAGACCUUUGCAUUCAUUUCUCAUCCUGCUCAGUCUCUGUCCUCCAUAACGCUUCUCUCCAUUAAACAUUGACUACAUCCACUAACACAGCUGGACAUGUGUCACUAAAACCUCUCGCAGUUCACCCUGUUCCCCUCCAUUGUUUCCACUUCCACUUCCACUGUUCUCCCCUGUCGGUCUCACUGUUUUAGUCCAGUGCAACAAGACGCUCCACUGCAGCCCCUCAGAAAACCGACAAAUGGAAAAUUCUCAACACUCAAAGUAGAAAUUGCUGCCUCACCAGCCAUCCCCACUUGUUUUUUUUUUUUAAUCUUUAAAAAACUUUUUUUUCCCUCUCUCUUCGGACACGUGCUCGGCUCAUGACACUGAGAUGUACUCUUGACUGUAUCAGUCUCCGCUGAGUGUUUCUGAAACACUGGUGAGGAGACAUGACAGUCCAGUCAAGCGCUGAAAUGAUGAAAACAAGAAAAAAACAAACAAACAAACAAACAGCUGGCCUGCGGUGACAAUGAAACAAAAUGGCUGCUGGUUCGAGUGCCUUGGAUAACACCAUGAUAACCAUCAUCCACCCGACUCUUCACAUCGGAUGACUCACUGCCAGACAGACAUUAAGAUGACUAAUGAUAAUGGCACAGUGAUGGUUAGAGGGCGGUCACAGCCAAUGAAUGUUUACAGCUAAAAUGCUAAUAAGCUAAUCGCUCUGGCUCUCAAAUCCCCGACUUGUGGGGAAAAGAAGAGCAUGAGGAAUCUGACGCAGAUCUUCUACUUUGUUGUGCUGUAGUAACUGGAUAGCUUCCUGUGUGUUUUUUCUUUUUAAAGCCUAUCUGUUUGUGAAUUUGGUGUAUGCACACUGUAUUACUUUAACUCUGCUUACGCAUUAUACUUGGCUUUAAUGAAAAAUGUCCAUGGGAAAAUGACUCAAACCACUGAUCACAGUUCAGCUGCAACUCAACAUCUGUUUAUUUUUACUUCAGUUUUUCUGUUAUUAGUGAGCGUAGCAGCAAGUGGUAUUUUAAAAUGCAAAACCAGCAUGUCUGCUAUUUCCUGCAGCUUUAAAAAUGUCUUGCAAACUUGCUGUGAUUAUUAUCAAUAAAGGCCGCAGAAAAAGAAAAUCAGAAAGUUUCUUGUAAAAUGUGUGUGAAAUGUGCCAGCGUGAUGAUGAAGUGAUCACAGCCACAGUAUAGAGGAUUCAUUUGUAACCAUAAGUAGUCUAAUUUCUGCUUGAUCAUGUUUCUUUUGUAUUGUUUUGCAUUUGCUUUUGAUCAUCUUUAUUGUGUCAGCUCCUGCGGACAAUAAAAGUUUUCCUGAUGCAGUAAAUAAGUGCAAUAUUUUGAUAAUCAAACACAUAAUGAAUUACACCGAAUGGAAAUUUAGAUAGGAGAGGAAGCUGUUUUGAAUUUACUGGAAUAAAACAAAGUGAAUUAACGAAAUU
This is a messenger RNA of Toxotes jaculatrix (banded archerfish), 2401 nucleotides long. Its product is annotated as twist-related protein 2-like. Lineage: Eukaryota; Metazoa; Chordata; Actinopteri; Toxotidae. Bases 259 to 831 code for a protein of 190 amino acids. The record is from RefSeq and is a predicted model, not a curated record. Gene Ontology annotation, molecular function: protein dimerization activity; RNA polymerase II transcription regulatory region sequence-specific DNA binding; DNA-binding transcription factor activity, RNA polymerase II-specific. The transcript is spliced from 2 exons. Gene Ontology annotation, biological process: regulation of transcription by RNA polymerase II; developmental process.